AUGGCAAUAUCCGUCUCUUCAAUCCAAAUCAAUGUGGUAAAGCUUGGAGCCAAUAGCGACGGUAGAACCGACUCCUCAAAGGCUUUCCUCAAAGCAUGGGAGUCGGCUUGCAGUUCACCAGGAUUAUCCACGAUCAAUGUGCCUAAAGGGAGAUACUUGAUCGGUUCCCUUAUUACAUUCUCAGGAGCUCAAUGCAAGUCAAGUGCUAUCACAUUCCGAAUUUAUGGAACUCUCGUGGCACCAACAAAUUAUUUUAAGCUUUCUAAAAAACAGAAUUGGAUAAUGUUUCAUAGAACAAACAGAGUUUCAAUCAUUGGCGGCACUCUUGACGCCAGAGGCUCCGGCUUGUGGGCUUGCAAGAACGCCGGAAAGGGAGGCUGUCCUACUGGCGUUACGUCACUGCAAUUCAGCAAUUCGAAGAAUGUGCUUGUGAGUGGUUUGACCUCAUUAGACAGUCAAAUGUUCCAUAUUGUUGUCCACGAGUGCAAUAAUGUGAAGCUACAAGGAACCAAAAUCAGAGCCAUCGAGGACAGCCCAAACACCGACGGAAUCCAUAUCUCCCAUUCUUCCAAUGUUAGAGUCAUGAAUGCGAAUAUCGGCACUGGAGACGACUGUGUCUCCAUUGGCCCCGGCUCCACCAACUUGUGGGUCCAAAACAUAACCUGCGGGCCUGGUCAUGGUAUCAGCAUUGGGAGCCUGGGACGGUUUUCGAAUGAACCCGGGGUACAAAAUAUUACUGUUUCAACAGCGACGUUUACUGGAACGCAAAACGGGGUGAGGAUAAAGACAUGGGCGAAGCCUAGCACUGGAUUUGUAAAAGGCGUUAUGUUCCAACACCUUAAAAUGGUAGAUGUUCAAAAUCCUGUAAUUAUCGAUCAACAAUACUGCAACGGAAAAAAGAACUGCCCUCACAUGGGUUCUGGAAUAAAGGUUAGUGACGUGACAUAUCAAGAUAUUCGCGGGACAUCUGCAUCGAAAGUGGCGGUCACUUUUAAAUGCAAUAAGGAUAAGCCAUGCAGUGGAAUAAAGAUGAGAGGCGUGACUGUGAAACACGGCGAUAGUAAGGCGGCGGUGAAAUCUGAGUGCGCUAAUGUGGUCGGAGUUAGUAUUGCCGGGGCAGGCUGCAAUAGUAAUUAG
This is a messenger RNA of Impatiens glandulifera, 1137 nucleotides long. Its product is annotated as polygalacturonase-like. The transcript has 4 exons. Gene Ontology annotation, molecular function: polygalacturonase activity. Bases 1 to 1137 code for a protein of 378 amino acids. Gene Ontology annotation, biological process: carbohydrate metabolic process. The record is from RefSeq and is a predicted model, not a curated record. Lineage: Eukaryota; Viridiplantae; Streptophyta; Magnoliopsida; Ericales; Balsaminaceae.